Molecule: messenger RNA, 1031 nt
Organism: Heterocephalus glaber (naked mole-rat)
Lineage: Eukaryota; Metazoa; Chordata; Mammalia; Rodentia; Bathyergidae
Source: RefSeq, a predicted model, not a curated record
AUGUACCAGCAGGUGGCUGCAUUCAUGGCCAUGAUCCUGGGAAUCCACACCCUCAGUUUGCGGGUCCAGAAGGGCUGUAUACACAGGCCCAACUGCUGCCCCAGCAAAGGGCAGGACCCUCCUGAGGAGUGGCUGAAGUGGACUACUGUGCCCGUGUCUCCCCUGGAGCCUCCUACCCUUGACCAUUACCCAGAAUCCUGCAGGGCGAGUGAAGACGGACCCCUCAACAGCAGGGCCAUCUCCCCCUGGAGAUAUGAGUUGGACAGGGACUUGAACCGGCUCCCUCAGGACCUGUACCACGCCCGUUGCCUGUGCCCACACUGUGUCAGCCUACAGACAGGCUCCCACAUGGACUCCCUGGGCAACUCGGAGCUGCUCUACCACAACCAGACUGUCUUCUACCGGCGGCCAUGCCACGGUGAGCGUGGUGCCCACCAUGGCUACUGCCUGGAGCGCAGGCUCUACCGUGUGUCCCUGGCUUGCGUGUGUGUGCGACCCCGGGUGAUGGCCUAGUCGUGCCUGCUGUCUGCCUGAGGCUGCUCCCUGGAGCACAACUGGAGACGGGUGGACAGAGACCUUGCCACAGUGGGCCAGCGUACCUGGACUCUCAGUCCCUCCAAGGCACUACCUGGAGCAGCAGAACCCUGGGACAGAUGGUGGCCGGAGGAGGAACCUACACAUUUGCACUUUUUGAAAGCACUUUCAGAAGAGAACAGCUGGAGCUUCUGCUGCUAGAAGCUGGUGUCUUGGCAUUUCCUCUCAGGAAAGGCCUUCAAAGCUCUGCCCAUUUCUGGAGGCCACACUUCUGUCUCUUUCCUCCUAUCUCCAGCUGCCCUUGCCCAGCACAGGCACUUUCUUGAUUUUUUUUCCCCUUUGCCCCUCAUUUCUCUUGUUCAUUCAUUCAUCAAAUACUCAGUGGGGACCUACUUUGCCUCCAUCCUGGUGUAGUUACUAGUCCUUUGACAUGGAUCAUUCUGAGGAAGAAGCUGUUAUUGGACAUGGAGAGAUUUAUCCAAAUAAACAUCCGCGUU